Oncorhynchus masou masou (cherry salmon) is the source of this 1745-nucleotide messenger RNA. Its product is annotated as zinc finger protein 501-like. The record is from RefSeq and is a predicted model, not a curated record. Gene Ontology annotation, molecular function: DNA-binding transcription factor activity, RNA polymerase II-specific. The transcript is spliced from 2 exons. Lineage: Eukaryota; Metazoa; Chordata; Actinopteri; Salmoniformes; Salmonidae. The coding region runs from base 168 to 1565 and encodes 465 amino acids. Gene Ontology annotation, cellular component: nucleus. Gene Ontology annotation, biological process: regulation of transcription by RNA polymerase II.
CCGAUAUAGCCGACAUAAUAAAGCUCUUUACAGAGAUUUAAUAGCCACUCUGUUUUAAACACCAUUCUGUCGUGUUUACUUGUUACCCCUAUUUUAAUUUCAUAUUUACGUUUUGUUGUUUUGCCGACUGGCUCGUUAAGUUAGCAAUAGCCUAGCUAAUCCCCGAUAUGAGCUCACUUAGCUUCGUUCUAGUUAAAGAAGAGGAAGAGGAGGAGGAGGUCUGCUGGACGGAGAAAGAAGUUGUUGUGAAAGAGGAGGAGGAAGAGGAGGAUGUUACCAUAAAACAAGAAGUAGAGGCUGAGGCUGUUACAGUGAAAGAAGAAGAGAAAGACGUUUCAGUGAAAGAAGAGGAAGACCCGAUCAGAGUGAAAGAGGGGGAUGAGGAAGAGGAGGAGGCAGAGACAGGAGAUCUGAUUAACACUGGAGAGAGACGUGACUGUCGCGGAUCCUCUGGGGAGCCUCAACAAUGUCAUGAGGCUGAGAGGAGUCCCUCCAGAUCAAAACACCUCAAGAAACCCCAGCGGCGAUCCACAGGAAAGAAACCUCACCUCUGCUCUGACUGUGGGAAGAGUUUCACCUCUUCAACAGAACUUAAAAUACACCACAGAAUCCAUACAGGAGAGAAACCUUAUAGCUGCACUGACUGUUUGAAGAGAUUUUCUCAACUAGGGAACCUGACAAAACACCAGUUGACACACACAGGAGAGAAGCCUUACCACUGCUCUGACUGUGAGAGGACCUUUUCAACAUCACAGCGUUUAAAGCUGCACCAGCGAACGCACACUGGAGAGAAGCCUUACCACUGCUCGGACUGUGGGAAAAGCUUAACCUCCUCAAGUGAACUGAUUAUACACCAGCGAACACAUACAGGAGAGAGGCCAUAUGGCUGUGAUCAAUGCGGGAAGCGAUUCACUCAGUCAUCAAACCUGACUGUACACAAGAGAAUACACACUGGAGAGAAGCCUUAUCGCUGCUCCAACUGUGGAUUGAGCUUUACUACCUCAAGCUAUCUGAUAACACACCAGAGAACACAUACAGGAGAGAAGCCUUAUAGCUGUGAUCAAUGUGGGAAGAGUUUUACUCAGCCAAGUCACCUGAUUGUACACCAGAGAAUACACACAGGAGAAAAACCUUACCACUGCUCUGACUGUGGGAAGGGUUUUGUUAGAUCAUCACAUUUAAAAUCUCACCAGAGAACACACACAGGAGAGAAGCCUCACCACUGCUCUGAAUGUGGGAAGAGUUUUGCUUUAUUAGACAUACUGAUAGUACAUCAGAGAACCCACACUGGUGAAAAGCCUUACCACUGCCCAGACUGUGGGAAAAGAUGUACUACCUCAAGUAACCUGAUAUCACACAAGAGAACCCACACUGGAGAGAAACCUUACCACUGCUCUGACUGCGGGACGAGUUGUUCUACCUCAAGCAACCUGGCAGUACACCAGAGAACACACACUGGAGAGAAGCCUUAUGGCUGUGAUCAGUGUGACAAGAGAUACUCUCAUUCAAGUUCUCUGAUUAAACAUCAGAAAAUACACUCAGGAAUUCCACAGAGUGUAGAAUGACCUCCGCCAAGACCUGGGUAGUUGAACACGGAGAGUGAAAUGAUCUCCAACACCAGACCUGGGUAGUAGAACACGGAGUGUAGAAUGAUCUCCAACACCAGACCUGGGUAGUAGAACACAGAGUGUAGAAUGAUCUCCAACACCAGACCUGGGUAGUAGAACACAGAGUGUGGAAUGAUC